AUGGCGUCCAAUGGACCAGACGAUGAUGCCCCCACACCAGCAGCAGCAACAGGAGAAGGAGCUCCGCCAGCCAAGGUCCCCUCCGAAAAGGAGCUCGCCCGCAAAAUCCGGAAGCGCGAGCUUGACCGCCGGGCCCAGAGGCAAGCUCGCGAGCGCACCCGCAACCGCAUCGCCGAGCUCGAAGCCCAAGUCAAGGAGCUCCGAAAGGAUGACUCGACGAGGCUGUCGGCCGCCAUGGAGCAGCUAGCCUCGGUCACGCGCGAACGGGAUGGCCUGUUCGACACCUUCAAGUCCAUCGAGCAGACGAUCCGCGACCAUGUGCUGCCGAGCCGCCCAACCCCAGCAGCGACGCAGCAACGCUCUCCUCCUCCCACCGUGACAGCGUCAACAUCCCUGCCACCAGCAGGUUCUCGGGAUGCGACUAUGCUUACGGAGCUCUCGGCGCCAACGUACACCGCACCCAUGGGCCUGCUGCCCGAAACCCCCGCCGCCCUCGACGUCCACGGUUUCCACGGUAGUGUCAACGGCGCCGUCGUCGGCAGCGUGCCGAACGGAUUCCCGGCAUCCAGCGUACAUGCGCCCAGCGUCCACGCACCCAGCUCCACGUCUGACAGCCAGGACUUCGUCGACGACGAGGACGACGACGGGGACGAUGCUCCAGACGAUCCCAAUCUCAUCGUGCCACCGCCUGAAGCGCACUGCGACUGCGUCACUGUCCGGACCCCGGCAGGUCCAGCGCCGCCGAGGGUGAACGUAUGGCGGGCGGUCAACCAGGUCUUGGCGAAGCGGUGUCGCAUAUCAAAGGAAGCUCACGCGGUCGAGGAUGCCAACGACGAGGACAUACCCGUGCGGGUACUGCUCGAAGGCUGGGAUGCCGUCGCCAGGUCGCGACCGCUAUCCAAGCUGUGGAGGAAGCUUCGGAGGGUCGACGAGUUGUGCUUUGUGACUUGCCCACCGACUGAACGGCUGGCGAUCCUUCGGACUAUGCACCUGCUGCUGCAGUAUCACUCCGAUCCUACCCCGGAACGAUAUGCUAAGCUACCUACCUGGUACCUGAAGAGACCGUCACAGGCGAUGCCUCACUCUUACGCUAUCGACUUUUUCGUCUGGCCCGGUGUUCGAGAACGGUUCGUCUUCGGACAGCACCACUACUGCAACAACCAAUUCUGGGAGCUCUUCGGCCCCAACUUCCACCUCCUCUGGCCGUUUGAAUUCCGUGAUGCGUACAAGAAGAGCGUAGUCACGGGCCAGUAUCAAAUAUCGCCCAUGUUCGAGCAGAGGAUAUCCGACAUCAACGCCUGGACAAUGGGCAUGGACUUCUUCACCCGCUUCCCAGAGCUCAUCGCCGACAUCCCGGCAUUCCACUCCGUUGCCCAGGCCCUGACGCCCGCCGUCACGUCACUGCCCCCGAUCCAUCACCACGCGCUGCCUCAGCAGGCUUCCCUGUCGCAGCUGAAGGAGCGCGACGAGCGUCUGCUUCUGGAGCAGCAGGCUUCGGAGGAGCAGCAUCAGCAGCAGCAGCAGCAGCAGCAGGCUAACCAGGACGCCAUGGAUUGCUCUCAAGCCAUGCAGGUUUAUCCGGCAAGCCUCUACAGCAUGGCACCUCCUGGAUUCAUGGACGAAUUCAUCCCGCAGGGCUAUGAUGCGCACGGCCCGGCUGGAACGUACGGCUCGAUGCCUGGGUACUUUUGA
Colletotrichum godetiae is the source of this 1692-nucleotide messenger RNA. RefSeq lists its product as uncharacterized. The record is from RefSeq and is a predicted model, not a curated record. The coding region runs from base 1 to 1692 and encodes 563 amino acids. The transcript is spliced from 3 exons. NCBI's taxonomy places the organism in Eukaryota, Fungi, Ascomycota, Sordariomycetes, Glomerellales, Glomerellaceae.